This is a messenger RNA of Melampsora larici-populina 98AG31, 1149 nucleotides long. RefSeq lists its product as uncharacterized. The transcript has a single exon. Lineage: Eukaryota; Fungi; Basidiomycota; Pucciniomycetes; Pucciniales; Melampsoraceae. Gene Ontology annotation, molecular function: nucleic acid binding; zinc ion binding. The coding region runs from base 1 to 1149 and encodes 382 amino acids. The record is from RefSeq and is a predicted model, not a curated record.
AUGGAUUUAGAUUCAGUAGAUAUGGCAAAGGUUGAGUGUUAUAGCUGUCACGCCAUGGGACAUAUGGCAGACAAAUGUCCCAAAGGACACAAGAGGAAACCCUUCAACAACUCAAGAAAUCGCCCUAAUAACUCUGAUCGCCGGAGACCUAACUUAUUACUCAUGGAACAUCUUCCUUUCUUUCUGUCAGACCUUCUUUCUCUUGACUCGUUUGUUUCUCCGUUUCAAGAUCACGAACUACAGGAAGAAACCCCUUUUAUUACCCCUUUCUCUGACGCAGAUGGCAAAGUCUACAGAGCGUCGCAAGAAUCAUCUGAAAGCCUAGAUGGACCAACUGAGGAUGGUCAAAUCGAUCUGGAAGAAUACAAAAAUCACUACCUCGAAGCACUCCGAGAUAUCGAACCCGAGACCCUGCUCAACUUAAACAAAGAAAGAGAGGCAGUAGCUAGAGUAAUCAAAGACGCAAAUGACUUUUGCUGUUGUAGGUCUUGUAAAGCCUAUGGAAACGAGGAUAGUCCACCCACCACCUCAAGCGGUAUAAGCUAUUUUGAUCUGACGCCUCAAGAUUUCAACACUUCCAAAAAAAGGACUCACCUCGACAGUCCGAAAGAACAGGAACCAGGCUGUGACCACGACGUCUUUAGUAUAGAUAUGAAGACUGAGAACCUCAAUCCCGAGAAGAAAACCAAACUGGAACUUCCCGUGAUUGACGGAUAUCGAUACACUACAAUUCGGACACCUUCUCCAUCGAAUGGCCCGGAUCCCGUAGAACUAGCCGAACGUGAACUAGUUAACGUUGAGACGUGGAGCCACAUCCUCAACACCACUUACACCAGUUGGGCCGACAGGGACGACUUUGAUUCCGUCUGCACCCCAGACGAAGAAAACUCAAGUACCGCUGCCGUAGAGUCUCGUGGUAGCAUCAUGAGUGACGCUCACUCAAAUCUCACCGACUACAAAGACCCGGGACCACAGGCCAUCAAUCUCCCUUCCCUUUCAUCCUCGUUACAUGAUUUAUCAGUUGUUGACAUCGAGUCAAGUUCCUUAUCUGAACACAACGGAUUAACUCGACCGAUCCUCGAUGACAAUCCACAUCUCGCCUCCCACGAGGAGGACGGGAAGACCUCCCUACCAAUCUAUCCUGUUUGA